GUCCCGUCCCUGCCAGUGUUCUUGCCGGAGGGCCAGGCCUGCCGGUUCCCUCCCUCUGGGCCUUGCUUGGCCACGCCCCCAGCCCGGCUGAAAGGGCCCAUUCAGACGCUCCCUUAUUUAACCAGCCUGGCCCAGGGAGCAGCCGGUUGUGUCUGCAGUGAGCUGCAGGCCAGCCUGUGCUGCGGCACCCACUGGCCUUCCCCACCUUGCCGCCGCCCCCACAUCAUGCUUGGGGACCACUGUGCUGCCCCCGCAGACCGGGUUCUGCUUGGCCAGCCCCCCAAAACCGGACUCCACUGCAAAAUGGUGCUCCGAGCAGUCAGCAGGGUGCUCAGGAAGUCUAAAGCGAAGCCCAACGGCAAGAAGCCGGGCGCCGAGGAGAAGAAGGUGUACCUGGAGCCCGAGCACGCCAGGUCCCGCAUCGCCGACUUCGCCUUCAAGGAGCUGGUGGCGCUGCCCCGCGAAAUCGACCUCCACGAGUGGCUGGCCAGCAACACGACGACCUUCUUCCACCACAUCAACCUGCAGUACAGCACCAUCUCGGAGUUCUGCACCGGCGAGACCUGUCAGACGAUGGCCGUGUGCAACACACAGUACUACUGGUACGACGAGCGGGGGAAGAAGGUCAAGUGCACGGCCCCGCAGUACGUGGACUUCGUCAUGAGCUCUGUGCAGAAGCUGGUGACGGACGAGGACGUGUUCCCCACAAAGUACGGCAGGGAAUUCCCCAGCUCCUUCGAGUCCCUGGUGAAGAAGAUCUGCAGGUUCCUCUUCCACGUGCUGGGCCACAUCUACUGGGCGCACUUCAAGGAGACGCUGGCGCUGGAGCUGCACGGACACUUGAACACUCUGUACGUCCACUUCAUCCUCUUCGCCAGGGAGUUCAACCUGCUGGACCCCAAAGAGACCGCCGUCAUGGACGACCUCACCGAGGUGCUGUGCGGUGGCCCCGGCGGGGCCGGCGGCGGGGGCCCGGGGGCACAGAACCACGUGAAGGAGAGAUGAGCGGGCCGGACCGAGGCGCACAGGUGCAGGGGACGGCUGGUGUCUGCGAGUGCAGUGCCGUGCACGCUGCCCAGAGAGGCUGGGGCCCGGGCUGCGCCGAGCAUGGGGUCCCGACACCGACGGCCGGGCCGUGGCUCCCGGCUGCCCCGUUGGAUGGAUGCGUGCCGUGUGCUGGGAAGAGCCUUGGAUGCGUGCGUGCGUUCACACACUGCCGGCCUGAGCUUCGAGUGUUCUGCAGGGCUCUCCUCUCCUGGGUCUUCCGCGCAGCCCCGCCCCCGCCCCCCGCCCCGGGCCUGCGUUUUGAAAGAAGCAGCUGGUGGGAGGUGGGGCUCGCUCCAAGGAGGGGGAUCUGUAGCCGGGGCUUCUGCUCCCGCGGCCACGCCGGCCACGCCUGCUCCCUGCCUCACCCGGGUCUCGCUGUUGGCGGCUCAGAGCCCAGGGAGGCCCAGGUGGCCUGGGAGGCUGUGCACCUGCUGCUUGCUCCUGCCACGCAGGGAGGGGUCCUGGUGUGCAGGCCCCGGGGGGGCGGAGGCCCCGCGGAGACGCCAGGUCAGCAGAAGGCUGAGCCGGGCUCGAGUUCCUGUGUUCAGUAAUAAAGAGAACCCUCUCA
This is a messenger RNA of Lepus europaeus (European hare), 1615 nucleotides long. It is a transcript of the gene MOB2, whose product is annotated as MOB kinase activator 2. The coding region runs from base 226 to 1005 and encodes 259 amino acids. Gene Ontology annotation, biological process: signal transduction; positive regulation of protein phosphorylation. The record is from RefSeq and is a predicted model, not a curated record. Lineage: Eukaryota; Metazoa; Chordata; Mammalia; Lagomorpha; Leporidae. The transcript has 5 exons. Gene Ontology annotation, molecular function: protein kinase activator activity. Gene Ontology annotation, cellular component: nucleus; cytoplasm.